AUGCCGCUAGUGGUGUUUUGUGGGCUGCCGUACAGCGGCAAGAGCCGGCGCGUGAAGGAGUUGCGUGGAUCGCUGGAGGCUGAGGGCCGAGCGGUGUACGUAGUGGACGACUCGGCGGUGUUAGGUGUGGAGGACGCAACCGUGUAUGGGGACUCGGCCCGUGAGAAGGCGUUACGCGGAGCGCUGCGAGCCGCCGUGGAGCGGCGCCUGAGUCGCCAAAACGUGGUCAUCCUCGAUUCUCUUAAUUACAUCAAGGGUUUCCGGUACGAGCUCUACUGCGUGGCCCGGGCGGCACGCACCCCUCUCUGUGUGGUGUACUGCGUGCGGCCCUCCGGUCCGAUCGGGGGAUCUGAAGUGGCGAGUUCAGAGGAGGACGGCGGCUGGAACGUCUACGUGAGUUGGCGGCCGCGUACUGAGCAGGGCGAGAGAUCGCAGGUGCCAGGCAGCAAUAUCGUCAGACAACCUCAAGCAGUGAGGUCUGAACUAAAUGGGAGACCUCAGGCCGAGGUACCUAAGGAACUGGAGGCGGAGGGAACCACGGAAUCAAAUUCUCAAGCUCUUGUAACUCCAGAAUCUGAGAAAUCUAUUAAACAUGUGUUCAGUGCCUUUUAUCCUCCCGAACUUCUCGAGGCCCUAGCGCAGCGUUUCGAGGCUCCCGACUCCAGGAACCGCUGGGACCGGCCCCUGUUCACCUUAGUGGGCUUAGAGGAACCAUUGCCUCUGGCAGAGAUUCGAGCUGCCUUGUUUGAGAACCGGGCCCCUCCACCCCAUCAAGCCACGCAGUCCCAGCCCCUUGCUUCUGGCAACUUUCUGCAUCAUUUAGACCAGAUCACUAGCCAGGUGUUGCGAGGGUUGAUGGAAGCACAGAAGAGCGCUGUCCCUGGGGAUUUGCUGACGCUUCCUGGCACCACGGAGCGCCUGCGGUUUACCAGGCCCUUUACCAUGGCAGAACUGAGCCGACUGCGACGCCAGUUUAUUUCCUACACCAAAAUGCACCCCAACAAUGAGAACCUCCCUCAACUAGCUAACAUGUUCUUGCAAUAUCUCAGCCAGAGCUUGCACUCACAGAGGGUGUAG
Orycteropus afer afer is the source of this 1077-nucleotide messenger RNA. The record is from RefSeq and is a predicted model, not a curated record. Lineage: Eukaryota; Metazoa; Chordata; Mammalia; Tubulidentata; Orycteropodidae.